Messenger RNA from Pleuronectes platessa (European plaice), 2011 nucleotides. RefSeq names its product myozenin 2b (gene myoz2b). The record is from RefSeq and is a predicted model, not a curated record. Bases 170 to 898 code for a protein of 242 amino acids. The transcript is spliced from 6 exons. NCBI's taxonomy places the organism in Eukaryota, Metazoa, Chordata, Actinopteri, Pleuronectiformes, Pleuronectidae. Gene Ontology annotation, molecular function: actin binding; FATZ binding; telethonin binding. Gene Ontology annotation, cellular component: Z disc; actin cytoskeleton.
GACAGGGACACACACUCACAGUUUGGCUUUAGUGUGCGGGACUGUGAAGAUCAGGGAAGAUCAAACUACCAACUGUAGGUUGACCCCUGAGUCUCCGUGUCUCCCCUUCAAGGAUACAGGUUACGCAGUAGGGACGCCAUCUCAGUCCUCCGGACCUCUGCCAGCCGAAAUGUCACAGUUCUGUACGAUGCCAGCCGGAGAGAGGAAGAAGUGCGCAGCAGCUAUUUGCCGAGAGGUCCAUGGUACCAAUGGGGACACCAUUGAUCUUGGGAAGAAGCUGAGCGCCCCGAAAGACAUCAUGUUGGAGGAGCUGUCGUUGCUUUCCAACAGAGGCUCUCGUCUUUUUAAGAUGCGCGGGAGGAGAUCCGACAAAUACACGUUUGAAAGCAUCCAAAAUGAGGCAAACACACAACUAAAUAAUGAUAUUUUAGUGGCCAACGCACACACUGUGGAAAUCAAAGUGGACGCACCCGACCAUGAAGGAAGUGCUGGUGACGCAGAAAACUCAAAAUCAGAAGCAGAAAAGUCAGAGGUCACAGUCCUGCACAAGUGCUACCACUCUCCAUGGGAGCAAGCAAUCCUCAGUGACCCCGACCUUGCUGAGUCUCUCAAACUAGCAAUGGCUGGACUGGACCCAAGAUCAGAGCUUCCCGAAUACAAAUCCUUCAACCGGGUUGCCACUCCUUAUGGUGGCUUUGACAAAGCUCCCAGAGGAAUCACGUUCAAACUCCCGGAGAUAGACCUGAGCCUGCUCAGAUACCCAGAGCUCCAGGAGCCGGGGGUAAAGCGGCCCACCUUCAACAGGACAGCCCAGGGAUGGAUAACCGAGGGCACCCAUCUGAUCCUACCCACAAUUACCCUGGAGCCCGUUGAAGUCCCAGAGUCUGAAGAUCUGUAGACGUAACCUGGCUGUAGUAUCUUAGCCUCGGCCUGCCAUGACAACUUAACACUGAAUUAGUAGCACAGUGGCAAACCCUCACAGUGAUUUUGCAUUGGAAUCAUAAACUGUAGACAAAGAUGGACGACAUGAUCGCUACUCAAAAGUCUAGUUUGCUGUCCUAUGCCUGAUUGCAUUAUAAGUCAUAAAUCCUGCUUCAUCCAUGUCAGAGAGUGGGAAAUGGGCAAAACUACAAAGUCAAAGUCAAAAUCAAAUAAAUGGUUACGAAUGUUUCUGUUGUUUUAGGCAGUUUAUCACCACAUUGGUGUGUAGUCAAUUGUUCAUUUUAUUAGUAGAAUAUGGUUUUAAUUCUUUUCAAUGUUAUAAAAAAGGGGGGGGAAAUAUCAUGGUCGAUAGCAGAGACAGACUCAUGAUUGGUCAAGCAUGUGUAUUGGCAGAAUAUCCCCUGAUGACUGCUGCGUAGACACUGAUCCAAAAUGCAAACAAUUGCAGUUUUCAUAUCAAAGAUAUUUUUUAUUCAUUACUGGACAGUGGGAGGAAGUGGAGACACGUCGUCCAUCUUUCUAUGGUGCUGUGCUUUUAUUUCUAAGUUGACCAGUAUGUAUUUGCUGUCCAAAAAAAAUCAUGUAAAUAGCAAAGUGAAUGUGCUAUACAUAAUUCAAGAUAUUCAAUGUUUCCAAGGAUACUGAAAACCCCACUGUAAAUUUUUAUCAAUUUUCAAACGAGAACAUUAAGAUGUAAUGUAAAUAAAGAAUGCAAACUUAUUUAUUGAUGGCACAAAAUUAAAGCUGGAACAUGCAGUAAGAUAUAUUCUUUUAAUAUGUUUCAUUAUAUAAGAACAUAUAUAUAAACUGGAUGUGAGAGACAGCUGGGAAACUGCAGGGAGGAGAUCUGGCCAGAUUGAAUUCAAGGCCAGUGGGGACAGAUAUCCCAUGACUUUCAUUCAAAACCUUGCACUCCAAAGUAUUUGCAUACCAUCAUGAUAGAAUAGUAUCCACAGACUGACAUGAGUAAUCCACCAAGUCAGAUGAAGUCAAUGCAAUUGAUUGUAUUGUUUCAGCUGUUACAAUGCUUUUUCAAAACAAUAUGUCAAUUUUUAACCUAUGAAUGAAU